Triticum dicoccoides is the source of this 1122-nucleotide messenger RNA. Its product is annotated as DNA-(apurinic or apyrimidinic site) endonuclease, chloroplastic-like. Gene Ontology annotation, biological process: base-excision repair. Lineage: Eukaryota; Viridiplantae; Streptophyta; Magnoliopsida; Poales; Poaceae. Gene Ontology annotation, molecular function: DNA-(apurinic or apyrimidinic site) endonuclease activity; double-stranded DNA 3'-5' DNA exonuclease activity; phosphoric diester hydrolase activity. The transcript is spliced from 7 exons. Bases 14 to 904 code for a protein of 296 amino acids. Gene Ontology annotation, cellular component: nucleus. The record is from RefSeq and is a predicted model, not a curated record.
GAAUCAGGCAAAGAUGACGAGCAAGCAGGAGCCCUGGACACGACUUUCCCACAGUAAGAAGUUACCAGGAUGGGUAGCGUACAAUCCAAGGACCAUGAGGCCUCCACCAUUGAGCGGCGACACCAAGCAAAUGAAGAUUCUAUCCUGGAAUGUCAAUGGGCUGAGAAAUAUUGUACAGUCAGGAGGUUUCUCUUCUGCAUUGGCUCAGAGGGAGAAUUUUGAUGUGUUGUGUCUUCAAGAGACACAUUUGAAGGAGGGUGAUGUUAAAGAUUUCAUGAACCUGAUACCAGGGUAUGAGUAUAAUUAUUGGUCAUGCAGUGUCGCGAGGCUUGACUAUUCAGGGACUGGAGUAAUUUCACGGGUAAAACCAAUCUCUGUCCAAUAUGGAAUUGGCAUAGCUGAACAUGAUCAGGAGGGCAGGGUUAUUACUUUGGAGUUUGAGAACUUUUACUUGGUGAAUGCUUAUGUCCCAAAUUCUGGCCGUGGUUUACGUAGACUGGUUUACAGGGUUGAUAGCUGGGAUCCAUCUUUCGCCGACUUUGUAGAAAAACUGGAAAGUUUCAAGCCAGUAAUUGUUUGUGGUGAUCUCAACUGUGCUCGUCAGAGUAUUGACAUUCACAAUCCUCCAGCCAAAACUGAAGAUGCAGGUUUCACCGAAGAAGAGAGGGAAUCAUUCCAGAUAAACUUUGAUAUGAGAGGCUUCGUUGAUACCUUCAGAAAGCAGCAUCCCAAGGCUGUGGGUUACACCUUCUGGGGUGAAAAUCAGCGGCGUAACAACAAAGGUUGGCGGUUGGAUUACUUUCUUGCGUCAGGAUCCAUCAUCGACAGGGUUCAUGAUUCGUACAUCCUCCCGGACGUGACAUCCAGUGACCACAGUCCAAUUGGCCUUGUGCUGAAGCUCUAGGCAACCCUCAGUUGUUGCUGGGGGAAUGCUUCGUCAGGCUGAAACGUUUGCAUAGUCAGUUUUUCGUGGAUUUUGUACUUAAAAGCGAUCUAUCUAGAGUAAUCUGUCAAUGUUCUGCGGAGAUCUUGCGUAUCUGUUAUCUUACCAUGUCACUAGAAUACAUGUGCUCAUUAAACUUUUGCAAUGAAUGAAUGAAUUCCAAACCGGAGCUUGCUUAA